Molecule: messenger RNA, 1992 nt
Organism: Penicillium mononematosum
Lineage: Eukaryota; Fungi; Ascomycota; Eurotiomycetes; Eurotiales; Aspergillaceae
Exons: 4
Coding region: 1-1992 (663 amino acids)
Source: RefSeq, a predicted model, not a curated record
AUGAUGGGAAUUAUUGGUGUGCGCCUGAUAUGGGGCCGCGUCAAAUCCUUUUUGGGCCAUCGUCCCCACGGAUAUGCACAAACCCGACAAGAUAGAACCGAGCUCAAUAAAAUCCAUGACCAACCAUCUGUCUUUUCGUUCUCGUUGAACGGAAUAAGUCACCUAUCGGUCUUUAAAACGUCACCAGUCGACGAGGAGGUUACUCUGCUUGAAAGGGGUGCAGCAGAGCGGACAGAAGACGGCAGGAUAUCAAGGUCACAAAAGUGUGGCUGGAUUAAUGGGGUAUUUCUUUGUGCCAAAGGAUCUACCCUUGUGGUUUUGCUCAAUUUGAUCUUCAUCGCCAUAGCUGCCGGACUGGCCAGCAGAUAUCCAGACAAUGAUGAGUUUAAAGCCUCGGUAAUAUAUCGGGGUAGUUGCACUUUAACCAAACGAUGGGAUAUUGCGCUUCACCUGAUAAUCAACAUCCUCAGCACCGGUAUUUUAGCUGCUAGCAAUUACUGCAUGCAGACACUCGUCGCCCCAAGCCGAGAGGAAAUUGAUGUAUUCCAUGCGCGGGGUCGAUGGCUUGAUAUUGGAGAGGCGAGCCUCAAGAACCUUUGUGCUAUCGGACGGUAUCGGCUAGCGCUAUGGGUGAACGUAUGGGACCUAAGUACUCCCCAAUUGGAAAAAUGCUUUAUGUCGCCUCUUUUUAACGGUACCGUCGCACUCGGCUGGCAUGAAUUUGCUUCCAAUAUUGCAAGUGGGAACUAUGAGCGACUUACUACCCAGCAAUGUAUCGAUUUCCACACUGGCUCGAGUCAUACAGGAACAAAGGCGCUUGUCGCGCUCGCGGACAACUUGACCGUGAGUGACGGAGGAAAUGCGUCCAUGCUAUUGGCUGAUGUUUCCGGCCACGAUGGGAUAAUUCGCGCCACCUCGUUCGCAAAACAGAGCUAUGGUGCACAGGGAGAUUUCACAACCUGCGUCGAUGAUCUUCCGUGGCCCGCUUUUGUGUCCUACGAAAUCCAGGGGUGCCUUGCUGUCAAAGCCGAAGAGCACUGUCAGUUGCUCUACUGCCCGCCUAUCUGUCUUAUCGUUGUGGUUACCGCGUCGGCAAAAGUGAUAGCAAUGUUCCUUGCAGCCCGAAUUGGUCGCUCUCGAUCGGCACCUCUUCUUACGGUGGGCGAUGCAGUGGCAUCUUUCAUUGCAAAGCCGGAUCCCACGACAGAGGGGAUGUGCUGGAUCUCCUACGCGGACAUUCGUCAUAAGCAAUGGAAGACUCCCUGCAGGACACAAGGGCUCGCUGACACGUCGGCCGGUGGCAGCAAUCAACAUAAAGCAAUCACGUACAAGCGACUAUUGCCACGCAAGUUCUGGAUAAAGGCACCUAGUGUAACGCGGUGGCUGGCAACUUUAAUACUAUGGUUGACGUGCAUUGGAACAGGCGUAUUCCUCUUUACAAACCCCUCAUCCCCCUGGUCCGGUUACCUUUUCAGCGCGAGCCGACUACAGCAGUUGUGGAGCUCAGGUGGUGACGGAGACAACUACGGGGCUGUGGAAGAAACGCAAAAGUGGCCCAUGUUGGGCUCCAUCGUGGUGGCCAACGCACCGCAGUUGGUCAUCACCAUCAGUUACUACUGCUAUAAUAGCGUCCUGACUAGCAUGCUGGCAGCAGCCGAGUACAGCUCCUACGGGGUUAAUCGCAAAUCACUUCGCGUCACCUGGCCCGUUAAAGGCAGCCAGCAGCGUUCGACCUAUUGGAUUAGCGUGCCGUAUAAAUACGGCAUUCCAAUCCUGGUGAUCUACAUGGCUCUCCACUGGCUGGUUUCGCAAAGUAUCUUUUACGUUUCAGCGACCCCGUAUAACGUGCGAGGCCAACCGGUUGUAGAAUCAGAGACUAGCUCGCUGGGAUUUUCACCUCUACCCAUGUUUCUGUCUGUCCUUGUUGUGGGUGUUAUGGAACGUGAGGGUCCUACUCGUGGGAUCAAAAGUGCCCAGUGGGAUCUUGAAUAG